AUGUAUUGUGUAAAAAAUGCUUAUUUAUGUGGACCUAUUCGAAUUGGUGUUUAUGAUUUACUUAUUGCUUUACAUUUUGAAACACAUAUUAAAGCGAGAAGUUUAACUUCAACAGAAUUUAUUAUUCCAUUAUCGGACGCAUUUCGAAAUAGUGUUCUAUUACAUUCAAAAAAUUCAAUUGAACAACAACAAAUAUCGACAACAUCAAAAUAUAUACCAGCUAUGGAACAGUUUUUAGCUGUACGACCUAAAUUAAUCAAAGAUGAAGAGUAUGUCAAUGCUUUUUAUCUAACGAGGAAAUUAUCCGAACUAUAA
Rotaria sp. Silwood2 is the source of this 315-nucleotide messenger RNA. The record is from the annotation of a GenBank genome assembly. NCBI's taxonomy places the organism in Eukaryota, Metazoa, Rotifera, Eurotatoria, Philodinida, Philodinidae.